GACGUGUCCGACUGCUGGCUGUGCUCCGCUCCUGUGGCAGCGUGCAGUGGACUGCCCGUCGGCCUCAGCUCCACAAAGAGGACGGACACGCUCUUCUGCCUUCACCACCGAAAGUAGUUGUGGUUGUACCUGCUGUACAGUCAGAGGUGGAAGAGUCCAUAUUUAGUCUCUUAUCUUACUUGUACCUGAGCAGCUUUGGAAGCAACUUGCUCCAAACGACAGGGCAUGCACGUUAACGACCACGACACCUGCGUCGGAAAAAUCAAAAAUACGGGGGGAAAUAAAGAUAACAUUGUGUCAGGAUGGACGGCUUCAGUGUUGCCCGUCUUUCGUCGAACCGUCGGCCGUCUGUGGAGGGAGCUUCACCCGAUGAAAACACUCCAUCUGGGAAAGCUGCGAUCCAGGUGCCCGUGAAAAAACAAGCCGUGAAGAGACACCACCACAAACACAACCUGAAGCACAGGUAUGAGUUUCUGGAGACCCUCGGGAAAGGAACCUAUGGCAAAGUGAAGAAAGCCAAGGAAAGAUCCGGUAGACUGGUUGCCAUAAAGUCAAUCAGAAAGGAGAAGAUCAAAGAUGAGCAAGACCUGAUUCAUAUUCGCAGAGAAAUUGAGAUCAUGUCCACACUUUGCCACCCCCACAUCAUCACCAUAUAUGAAGUAUUUGAAAACAAGGACAAAAUUGUGAUUGUGAUGGAAUAUGCCAGCCAAGGGGACCUGUAUGACUACAUCUGUGACAAGAGGAACAUCUCUGAACGGGAAGCCAGGCACUUCUUCAGACAAAUUGUAUCAGCUGUGCACUACUGCCAUCAGAAUGGUAUAGUACACCGGGACCUGAAACUGGAGAAUAUUUUACUAGAUGGCAAUGGCAAUGUGAAGAUUGCAGACUUCGGCCUGUCGAAUCUCUACCACGGUGAUGAGUAUCUUCAAACCUUUUGCGGGAGCCCCCUGUAUGCCUCGCCAGAGAUUGUCAAUGGAAGGCCAUACCAUGGGCCAGAGGUAGACACCUGGUCUCUUGGCGUGCUGUUAUACACAAUGGUUCAUGGCACCAUGCCAUUUGAUGGACACAACCACAAGACACUUGUCCAACAGAUAAGCACUGGAAACUACCGAAAACCCAACAAUCCUUCUGAUGCAUGUGGGCUUAUCCGUUGGAUGCUGAUGGUAAAUCCUGAGCGCAGAGCCACAAUAGAGGAGAUUGCGGGACAUUGGUGGCUCAACUGGGGCUACCAGCAGCCAUUACUGGCUGAGACAAAGAGUAGUCCAGCAGAGCAGACCGUUUCAUCAGCCUCUCCAUUGACAACACACCCUGCGGGGCUGGCAAGUGUUGCCAGCUGGCUGCGCCGCACAUCCAGGCCUUUACUGGAGAAUGGCUCCAAGAUGCGCUGCCUGCUCCGCUCACAGGGCGGUGGAGGGGAUGUCAUUCGGCAGCGCUCCCUGCGAAGGUCACGAAAGGAGAACAAUGUCUCCCAGAAUGUUCAUGAGGGAAACACAGACAGUCGCCCCUCAAAAGGUAUUUUAAAGAGACGCAACAGUGUGAAGCAGAAGGCAACAAGUGAAUCCUCUGCCGUAGGUUCAGUGGAGCCACACAUUUUGGGUUUGUCUGCUCCAGCCAAUGUCCCUUCAGUGGCAUUGCUGCCUCGCAAAGGUAUCUUAAAGAAGCCCACAGAACAAGAGUCAGGGUACUACUCUUCCUCUCCUGAGAACAGUGACUCUGGCUGGGCACCACAAACUAAAGAGUGCCCUUCAGCACCAACCUAUAGGAAAGGUAUUUUGAAGCGCAAUGGAAAGUUCUCCACUGGCAGACUGCAGGAGUUUGGCUCUCUAGACCAGCUGGCAGCCUCUUUACCCUGUGGGGGCACCAGGUCAAGACCAAGUGGGGCCAUUAGCGAGGACAGCAUUCUGUCCUCAGAGUCCUUCGACCAGCUUGAUCUACCAGACCGAGUAGGACCUCCAGCACAAAUGGAUAAGUCAGCCAAGGCCAGAAUGAGAGGAUGUGUGUCUGCUGACAACUUGCUGGACAUCCAGGAAGAUGGGAUUCUUGGGGACGGGUCGCUGAGGCCCUGGAACUGCUACAAGUCCGGAGUGGCUGACAGUGCUUUUUCCAUCACAGACUGUGAUAAUGUAACAGAGGCUUACAAACAGGCCAUGGUUUUACGAGGCUCUGCAGCAAGCUAAAGACCAGUAAUUAGUUAAAGACUCUGGCUAAAGGCUUGUUUCUCUUGCAGAAUUUUUAAAUGACUGUAAACUACUGAAGACACGAUAGCCACGAUGUGGAAUUACCAGCACAUGUUGACGCUGAUCAUUUCAGCUAACUUCAGGAAUAGCACAGUACCAAAAAGGGAGGAGGCUUCUUGAUAAAUAUCUGAUUGUGUUUGAGAUGGUGCUUGAUAAAUGUUGCUUGUGAGUUUGAAUAGAUUGUAAAGUGGAUUUGAGGGCUAAAAGUAACCAGAUGGCACAGUAUUUUACAAAAAUGACUACAGUUGAAAAUGUCCAUUUCAGAGAUUCUCAGGAGGAAGACGAGUGCUGCUGUUGGUCAGUCAGGUCAAUUAAAAGUGUGAAUAUUGCAAAAAGUCACCCUGAAACCAAAACACUGGUCUUCAAUGUCAAAAACUACAUUUGUAGAGCAUAUUGCUCAGUGACAAUAUAUUAGGAAACUGACAUUUUACCGAGUCACUGUAUUGUUUAAAUAUUGCAUAAGCCCCAAAGCAUCUACAUCUUUUAUUGUCACCAAUGCAGUUUGGAAAAAUGUUUAUGACUUACUGGUCCCUCGCUCUUCUCGUGUUGUGACAGCCUUAUCUGUAUCUGUCCUUAUAUAUAUCUUAUCUGUGAUAGCAGCAAUAACUUAAAAGUUCAAUAUUAGCAUGGUUUCACUUUUACAAUAAAACUACAUACUAUAAUCUUCACUCUUCAGGAUGUGGGAGAAACAUUUCAUGGAUACCAAAGAGCAAAUUUUUGCUAAUAUUGUUGGGCUUCUUUUUCUUAUUUUAAGGCACUAGCAAAAAAGUGGAUUGCGUGUUUGUAACAGGGAUUUUUUUUAAUUGUUUUUUUUUUUUUUUCUUAAAAUGACGUUUGGAUAAUUACUUGAAUGAUAAUCGUGACACACAUCAACCCAAACCAGUAGAACCUGCUUUGGCUUCCAAGGCUACAAUGAUACAUGUGCGCAGGUGGCAGUUUGACAUGAAGGUGGAGCUUGAAAGGCACUUUAUAGGUCUUUGAACGUCACAAACUGAAAUUUGAAAACCAAUAGUGUGUUUGAAAGUGAGCUUUGAACCCCAGCUAACUACUUUAUAACUACUGUGUAUAAUGUGGGACGUGCUUAAUGUGUAACCUUUCAACUGGAUUUUCAACAUCAGUCAUGGACCUCAGGUGCACUGAACUUUAAAAUUUUAUUUAAAAUAUCGUGACACCUGGGGUGGAACAGUGGUUCACAAUGUUGGAUCAGAAGUUUAGCCAUCUGUUAAAAUGCUGCAUUUUGGUGACUCAAACAAAACUUACUAGGUUUAAAUCAUGAAUCACUGAUUAAGUUUCACAAGAUAUUUCAUACAAUGUUUUACAGUUUUCUGGUUGGCUUACUAAUUCUGCUUUAUGAAAUACCUCCUGUUGUUUACAGGUACAUCGAUCAAUAUGUUGUGUUUGUUUGAGUAUGAAAUUUCAUGCUGCACACUUGAGUUACUUAAUUGGACUGGCAUGUCUGGCGUUAAAUUACAGCAACAGUCGGUGCACUUUAUUGGGCCACUGAAACUUGAUAACAAUAAAAAUUAUCAGCUUUCAUGCAGGUAUUUAGUUCAUGUAACAGAAGUUGCGUAACGCAGUGUCUGCAAUCAUGCUGUUGUUCAGAAACUGGAAUGUGUAAUCUAGAUUUUUUUCAGUUAUUUAUGAUUAUGGUUUUUACCACACUAUGAGGCUGAUGGGGAAUAGAAAGACUGCAUGUAUGCUGUUGUCACCUGUAAUCUGUCCCUUGUGAAGUGAUGGGGGAAAAAAAUGCUGUUAGCCAUCAGGAAGACGGACCAAAAAUGCAAUUUGGUUCAUUUUUUUUGUACAACACUGUGCAUUUGGGCACUUCAUUGCUGUUUUUCUUUCUAUGCAGCCUCUAUUAAUAUUUUUUAACAGAAAUGGAAACAAAAACAUGUUUGCCAAAGUUUCUGGCUUAUCGUUUAUAUGACUGUGAUCUGCCAUGUGACCGGGAUAAGGAGAUCAUUAAAAAAAGACAAAAAACAG
Molecule: messenger RNA, 4220 nt
Organism: Scatophagus argus
Lineage: Eukaryota; Metazoa; Chordata; Actinopteri; Scatophagidae
Gene: nuak2
Product: NUAK family, SNF1-like kinase, 2
Exons: 6
Coding region: 303-2177 (624 amino acids)
Biological process (GO): intracellular signal transduction; protein phosphorylation; microtubule cytoskeleton organization
Cellular component (GO): cytoplasm
Molecular function (GO): tau-protein kinase activity; protein serine/threonine kinase activity; ATP binding
Source: RefSeq, a predicted model, not a curated record